Molecule: messenger RNA, 78 nt
Organism: Gryllus bimaculatus (two-spotted cricket)
Lineage: Eukaryota; Metazoa; Arthropoda; Insecta; Orthoptera; Gryllidae
Source: the annotation of a GenBank genome assembly
AUGCCACAACGCAGCUGGUUGCCCUUCCAACUGGAGGAGAAGAACAAAAAGUUGCUAAUUGUGACUGAAGAAUUUUGA